AUGGAGAACAAGGCCAACACAAGGACCAAUUCAGACAUAGGCUCAAGGUCUAAUUCAAAAAUCAGUAUGUCAAAGAAAGACAUGAGCUCAAGGACCAACUCAGAAGUCAGUCCUUCAAGAAGAGACCUGGGCUCAAGGACCAACUCUGAGAUCAGUUCUUCAAGGAGAGACCUGGGCUCAAGGACCCACUCUGAGAUCAGUUCUUCAAGGAGAGACCUGGGCUCAAGGACCCACUCUGAGAUCAGUUCUUCAAGGAGAGACCUGGGCUCAAGGACCAACUCGGAGAUCAAACCUUCAAGAAGAGAGAUGGGCUCAAGGACUAACUCCGAUAUGAGCUCUUCAUGGAAAGACAUUGGAAGACAGAACAGUUCACAUGAAAACUCUCCUCAAGAUGUAGAUCCUAACAGAAGACGCAGCUCAAUGGAGCAUGAGCCAUCUUCUCCAAAAUGGGAUAAAAGAACCAAUAGGGAUGAUGAGUUCCAUGAAGAAAUGCAGAGCAGAAGAAACAAAAAUAAUCCAAGGUAUGUGUCCAUUUUUUGGAUUAAUCUGGACAUGAGGAUUUCCCACUCGCUGUUGUUUUCUGUUUUUUUUGGGCUAAGAUUGACAAAGGCCAAUUCCCUUAGCCCCUACAUCCCCCUUGUCAGUGAUGCAGGUUAG
Messenger RNA from Lottia gigantea (owl limpet), 657 nucleotides. RefSeq lists its product as hypothetical. The record is from RefSeq and is a predicted model, not a curated record. The coding region runs from base 1 to 657 and encodes 218 amino acids. The transcript has a single exon. Lineage: Eukaryota; Metazoa; Mollusca; Gastropoda; Lottiidae.